This is a messenger RNA of Vombatus ursinus (common wombat), 1119 nucleotides long. RefSeq names its product Rac family small GTPase 3 (gene RAC3). The record is from RefSeq and is a predicted model, not a curated record. NCBI's taxonomy places the organism in Eukaryota, Metazoa, Chordata, Mammalia, Diprotodontia, Vombatidae. The transcript is spliced from 6 exons. Gene Ontology annotation, biological process: small GTPase-mediated signal transduction; motor neuron axon guidance; actin filament organization. The coding region runs from base 84 to 662 and encodes 192 amino acids. Gene Ontology annotation, cellular component: cytoplasmic vesicle; cell projection; plasma membrane. Gene Ontology annotation, molecular function: protein kinase binding; GTP binding; GTPase activity.
CGUGGCUGCGGCGCUGGGGCAUUUCCCUGCGGUUCGGCUCGCAGACCCCGGCUCCCGCGCAGCCGGUUCCUGGCCCCGGGCACAUGCAGGCGAUCAAAUGCGUGGUGGUCGGCGACGGAGCCGUGGGGAAGACAUGCCUGCUAAUCAGCUACACCACCAAUGCCUUCCCUGGAGAGUACAUCCCUACUGUUUUCGACAAUUACUCAGCCAAUGUGAUGGUAGAUGGAAAGCCAGUGAACCUGGGGCUAUGGGACACAGCUGGGCAGGAAGACUAUGACCGGCUUCGACCCCUCUCUUAUCCCCAGACUGAUGUCUUCCUGAUAUGUUUCUCCCUGGUGAGUCCAGCCUCCUUCGAGAAUGUCCGUGCCAAGUGGUACCCUGAGGUACGACAUCACUGCCCCAACACACCAAUAAUCCUCGUGGGCACCAAGCUGGACCUUCGAGAUGACAAGGACACCAUUGAACGGCUUCGGGACAAGAAGCUGGCCCCCAUCACUUACCCCCAGGGCCUGGCCAUGGCCCGAGAGAUUGGCUCUGUCAAGUACCUGGAAUGCUCAGCGUUGACUCAGCGGGGACUCAAGACAGUAUUUGAUGAAGCUAUUCGGGCAGUGCUGUGUCCCCCACCCAUCAAGAAACCUGGAAAGAAGUGUACUGUGUUCUAAACCCUGCCCAAAGUCUCCUACCCCAGGUGGCCUGAGUGGUGAGGAGGGCUAAGAGCCCAAGGGCCAGGGGGUUGGGACAGUGUCCCAGACCUCCAAGUAUGGUGUCAUUGUUGAAAUGUUUGAUUUCCCUUCAGUCUGAUGUGAUGUGGGUACAGGGAGUGGGAAGAUAGAGGGAGGGGGGUGGGGAGGGGAGGUGUGGGCUCUGGGGAGGGAAGAUCAGCACAAAGAACAGGGCAUACUGUCCUGGAGGGGCUGGAGGGAGGGCUGAUAAGGAAGAGAGGAAGCCCCUGCUCCCUCCUACCCAGGCCUGGGAAGCACAGCCUGAAGCCUCCUCCCACUCUGCUCUGCACCCAGGGACCCAGGAGCCCAGGCCUCCAGCUAGCACAGGAGGGAGCAGGGUCUCUCUCAGAGAGGAGAAGGGGCAUGACCAGGGCAGCCCUGGGCUGGGCUUCCCAGG